AUGAGGUUCUGGGUUUUGUUACAAUGGCUCUCGUUCAUAACCGUCUUAGUUCAUGGCAACAAAGUCAUUGGUGAGCACCAGAUUUUUCAGAAUAAUGUCGAAACAAUUUCAGACAAUAAUUUGGAACUCGUCACACGCGAUCUCUCCAUUCUUGCUCGAACCAUCAAUGGCAUUUCAAUCCAGGCGGAACUCGUCAACGCUAACUCCAGCUCAAAGUACCUGAAUGUGGUCAGCGAGCUUAUCGGCGCCUAUUCCGGCAGUUCACUCGGAAAAGUGGACAUUUUGAAGACUCGAUUCCUUGCCGACAGUCUCGCACAGUUUGCCAGAUCCGUUGCGAACGUUCAAGCGGUUCAAGUUGACGUGGCGGCAGUCACUUCGGUCGUGGAAAUGUUCGGAUCGAUGAGCGACAAACUGGAGGUGAUCAGCAGUGUUGUGAGUGCCGAUCCGUCGGAAGAAUUCAAAAAUAGGAUAAACGAGGUGAAAAUAAAGACGGUAAACUCAUUUGUCGACUUUUUCAACGUUAGCACAAUCGAGACGGCGUCCGGAUACCUCGCCCAAAUUCUCGACCUGCGUUCGACACAUUUCGGCGAUUUGACUAAAGUGUUCAACGCUAUCCAGGCAUUCAAAAAAGAUAUUGGCAGUUUGAAAUCGAAACUCGGACAGUUGAGCGCCUACGAGACCGAACUCGCUGCCUUACUGAAACUGUCUGGAUGCAAAGACACGCUUGAGAAUGUGAUCAAAGUGUCUCAAUUUGCCCAAUACUACAAGGCAAACUUUACCAGUUUUCAAACAUUAAAAUCUAUUCUUGGCGGCAAACUGGGAUCAGAGGUUUCACGACUUUCACCAAUCGCAAAGAACCACUCAACGAUCAACGAGUUGGGUGCGGUUUUGAAGAAUAUCGAGAAGACUGUCGGUAGUACCGGUAAACCGAGACAAACAAAAGAAGCGACCGCGGGAUUGCCAAACGGAAUCGUCGACUUGGAAGCGAUGCUCGCCGAUCUGAACGGCACCUGGUUGCGUGACGCAAUCGGCGACGGAAAUGAUAUCGAACCGUUGCGAGCACUGUUGCGCCCAAUUUCUGAUUUUAUCGCCGAAAUGAAACCAUUGGCGGUUAGUUGGAAGAAUGUGAAUGAUCCGAAGACGCUCGCGCUCUUUCCACAACUUUCUCAACUGCUUAUCGACGCGGCAAACGACGGAGAAGUGGCGAGCAGCGGAGAUCCAUCGGAAUCCAUCGACCUGCUCGUAAAGUGUCUUGUCGAUUUUAAAACGAUCACAGUGGAUGCCAAUCUGUUUCAAGAGUUUGAAACAACUCGAAAUUCGCUGUUUUCGAUCGAUGAAGCGGUAUCGGAGCUCAAAAACGCGCUGGCGGAAAUGGCCGGCAUGGACGAACUGAAAGCAGGCACGAAUGGAUCACUUGCACAAGUCAUCGCAGUGAUCGCCAGUGAUUCAGUAGAAAUAGACAAUGUCGAUGUGACCUGUAGCAAAAUAAAAAACAUUGAAAAUGUGCGAAUAAGUUCAAAUAAUCUGCAAAAGAUUGUCAAGUCUCUGAAACUGUUUCCCAACGUCGGUAGGCUCAUCGAGACGUCUCCGAACUGGGAUGCAAUAGAGAAAAUGCGGAAAAGUUUGGAUGGAACCGGUCUGCUGGAUGUGUUGAAGUGUAUUGGGAACGAAACGUUUAAAGCAAACAGCGUGAACAAAAUGCUCAGCUUCAGAACUAAACUUCAGGCGAUAAAACGAAUGAGUUCGGAGAUUGGAGCAAUCAAGCAGCACACUUUGAAAGUGGAAGAGCUCAAGAGUCGUCUGAUUUCGGUUGCGAACGUCGUGAAGAGUAUGAGGAGAGGGUCGAGACGAAAAAGUGCUGCAAACGGGAAUGUGCCAACGAAUUUGGCUCGUCCACAACUUGUCGCUCAAGACUUUGGAAAAGGCGUCGAAGUGCUGAGAAAGUUGGAGAGCGUGCGAAAGACGCAAGUUGUUGUGAUGAAGAUUUUGAAAAGUGGUGCACGUGUGAGUUCAGCGAUUGAUCAGACCAAUGUGACGGUGUGGACGGAGGAGAACAAGAAGGGACUGGAGGAGUUGGUGAAGAAGUUGAGUGCUCUGAACGAGAGAGCCGGCCGGUUCCGUUCGAAAGAUCUGCUCACGCUCGGAGAAGUGUUCGACGAGGCCGCCACGAUCCGCGGAGUUCCCAUCGAUUCCCGAUUGCUCAUCGAUCCCAUCUCGACUGCUCUCGCCAAUUCCGCCGACCAAACUGUCAAAAGUGCUGCCGAUGACUUCAAGACGGUCGGAGCACUCCAACUCGACUACUCGAAUCUUCAAGUCGAUCUGACGUCUGCCAGAUCGACACUAAAACCACUUCGCACAUUCUUCGAUGAGUUAUUCGGCAUCAAAAGGCUGACCACUGCGACCGACGAUGACAAAAGUUCAGCUGAGUUUGAAAAGCGCACAAAAGGGCGUUUGUGUCACAAUGUUCAAUUUUCAGUUCUUCCUCAUUCGAUUGGCUGACAGCCGGAAUGAUAGUAAUACCGUUGUGUGGCGUAGCUGGUGUUGCAUCGCUUGGUUACGUAACGUAUCGAGUGGUCGAGAAGAAGCAUCCGUUCUUCUGGAAGCAACUUUUUUUGAGCCAGAAAAAGCUUCAAGAAGCCUAUAUAUUACAGUCUCGCUAUCUGGUCAGUCGAUCCAUUAUAUCGUGUUCUUCGCAAAACAGCAACUUUAGGCAUUUCAAGAGAAGAUGCUAGAAGUGGGCAACGUCAAGUCUCUUCUUGAAGCUGUCGACAGAAACGACUUCGAAUCCGCCGCCUACUUUGUGAAUCACGGUGCCUGGAUCGAUGCGCCACGUUAGUUGAGUUCGAAUAAAUCAUUUCACUGAGAAUUGAGUUUAGAUAAAGUUUCCACGUGUCUACACAUUGCCGUCGAAAACGCGAAUCCAGAAAUGGUGGAGCUGUUGAUCAAGAACGGAGCGAACAGAGGUGCUCUCAACGAGGACUACAAGACUCCCGAGCAACUGGUGUCAAAUUUGAUCGCUCAAGAGCAAGACAGUACGAAAAAGGAACAAUUGAAGCAGAUCAAAUCGUUGUUUAAGUCGUUGAACGGCAAAAAGUUCAAAAGAAAAGUGCCGGAUCUUUUGCCAAUCGAACACUUCAAGAUUUUUAUAAUGGAAGAUGCGAGAGACAGCGAGUUUGCGCAAAAGUUUGGAAACUUGAUCACAGGCGAUCUCAGCGAGGCGACACAUGUCGUUGUGAGAACGGAGGAUGAUGGUGUCUACAGUCCGGACGGUGAACAAGCCAUCAAUACGAUUGUCGUUUUCGGGUUUGUAUCAGAAAAUUGAACGGGGUUGCCCAGGGCUGGCCAAUUGACCGGCCCGGGCUUUGCGUUGGCCGACCCUUGAUCUGGACUUUGGGAACCACUUGCAACGUUCCAAUCGGCGCCAAACUUUGCACGAUUGUUGGACUUGGAUUGAGUUCCAUUGGGACCAAGUUUCAGCCCGAUCGGAUCGUCGGUGCCCCCGAGAUAUGUGGAACAUUGGCCGAUUGUUUCCAAAAAGCCCGGGCAAGAAGCCGGCAAAGUUUGGGUCCGAUCGGAAUAUUGCAAGUGUUUCAAAGGGCCGGCCAAUUGCCCAGCCCUGGGGUUUCCGGUGGAAGCACAUGUGAUUUUCAGACGCGCAAUGCUCAUGAAGGACACUUGGCUGACUGCGUGCAUUAAGAGUAAAAAAGCAAUGCGUGACGAUUACAAGUAUCGUGUCAAGGAGGUUCGGUACAUUGAUGUUGUCUAUGCGACAGUGUUGGCGUGGCAUCAAAGUUGGCAUAUGAAAGUGAGCUGAAUCAAAAUUGCACGCACACACACACACACUUAGCUUUAGGAAGUGAAUUUUCUCUAUGGACUACACUAUGCGAUGAAACCCACCUAUGUUCUUAAUAAUCAAGGCGCAAGUGUGCCAACAAGCUCACCGGACGGCAGACACAUUGAUGACUUUCUGGCGGCACAUGGAGCUCAAUGCAACGCGUUGCAGCAUCUAAAACAAUCCGCAGCAGAAUUUGGCCGUCCCCACUUUCAUCAAAACCUCACAUCACACUGGAUCAUCUCCGAUUCUAUAUACUCUAGCGUUAGUCGAAACGGUCUACGGCACCGCGUUACACGCAUUUUUUAAAGCUUUAUGGAGGACGGGAGACGAACGAAAUCUACGUUUCCGAAAUUUUCGUUUUCAUGAUGGCGCGCAAAACUUCGUUCGGACCGGAGAAGAAAGCGACGAAGGCUGCCUCCAGCUCGGCUAAUUCGUCGAACACCAAAUGA
Messenger RNA from Caenorhabditis sp. 36 PRJEB53466, 4284 nucleotides. Lineage: Eukaryota; Metazoa; Nematoda; Chromadorea; Rhabditida; Rhabditidae. The record is from the annotation of a GenBank genome assembly.